AUGACAGCUCACUGGGUAGACCAAUACUCCAGCACCAGCGACACUUCGUCCAAUCUCAUCAUCCCGGGUUUGCAAGAUGAUAUCACAAAGCUAACAUUGAAUAUAUUCUGCGGUGCGGGCUUUGGCGUACACCUCCCUUUCAAACCUUCCUUAAAGAGCACCACAGAAAAUGCAAAUGCGCAUGACCAAUUUAGAGAUUCCGCUACGCCAUCACCGGGAUAUGAUUUUACAUUCCGCUCGGUAGCGGAGUAUAUAGGCCCCAACCUAACGUCCAUCUUCCUAACCGUUGGCAUCCUCCCCAAAUGGCUAUCUUUCAUAUUGCGACCAUUUUUUAAGACGCCUCUGAAGGCAUACCACAAUCUAGGCAAAUACCUACGCGCCCUAAUAACCAUGUCACAGGAAGAAGAAAGCAACGCCCACAACCUCCUAGCAGGAUUAGUUCGCGCGCGACGAGAAGAGCAACAAAAAGAAUCUGGAAACGAAGAUACGAAGUCGAAAUACGGGGCCGGUCUCUCAGACCAGGAGAUACUAGGAAAUCUGUUCAUGUUUACCAUUGCCGGACAUGAGACUUCGUCAACGAGUUUGCGGUUUGCGUUUGUGUUGCUUGCCAUGCAUCAGGAUAUCCAGGAUUGGUUGUAUGAGGGUAUCAAAGAAGCGGUUGCGGAUGAGCCCGAAGAUCUAGCGAAAUGGGACUAUGUACGGGUUUUUCCUAAAUUAAUCGCUCCUCUUUGUGUUAUGCUAGAAACCCUCCGCCUCUACCCCCCAGUAGUAACCCUCCCAAAAUGGACCUCUCACUCCCCCGCCCCCAUAACCCUCGCUUCAACAACCUACACCCUCCCACCCGGCGUCCCAAUAUCUCUCAACGCGAACGCCCUACACUACUCCCCCGAAUACUGGGGCCCCGACGUGACCAUUUUUAAGCCUUCUCGCUGGGACAAACGAAACACAACCAGUUUUCUCGCAAAAAACGACGGAAUCGAAGGGUUAAAUGUCGCAGGACUAGAUUUCGAUACUGUGCAUAAGCCCGUUCGUGGCGCAUUCAUCCCGUUCAGUGAUGGUAGUAGGGCGUGUAUGGGGAAGAAGUUUGCGGAGGUGGAAUUUGUGGCUGCGCUGAGUGUUGUUUUUUGGCAGUACCGGGUGAGGCUUGUUGGGGAGGAGAGGGGGGCAAAAGAGAGGGCUGAGAAGGCGCUGGGGGAGAGUUCGGCGUUUCUGACGCUGGGGAUGAGGGAUGAUGUGCCGUUGAGGUUUGAGAGGCGGUGA
Molecule: messenger RNA, 1260 nt
Organism: Aspergillus chevalieri
Lineage: Eukaryota; Fungi; Ascomycota; Eurotiomycetes; Eurotiales; Aspergillaceae
Exons: 2
Coding region: 1-1260 (419 amino acids)
Molecular function (GO): heme binding; monooxygenase activity; iron ion binding
Source: RefSeq, a predicted model, not a curated record